AUGCAGGCCAAAAUCGAUUCCACCCCUUGGUCGAAUGUGAACUGCGAGAACGACAUCGUCGAUGCGCUGGUGUGGAGCAAGUGGGUAUUGCGAAUCCUCGGGCUCUGGCCGUUGGUAUUUCCGGGCACCUCAAUAAUCGAGAAGAUCCUAGCGACGAUCUCGUUCGCGCUAUGUUGGUCCGCGCUCGGUUUUCUCUUCGCAGCCAUGGCCGUCUUCGCUCUCUCGGACGAAGUCGUGAUAAACGACAAGGUGAAAAUGCUGGGCCCGCUAAGCUACGUGCUCUCGUCAAUGCUGAAAUACUUACUUUUAAUAAUUCGACAUAGAAACAUUCGACGAUGCAUUCACGCUCUGAGUAUCGAUUGGUGCACGGUCCAGAAAGAGAAUUACCGAACGAUCAUGAUAAAUGAGUCGGUGAAUGGGCACAUGCUGUCCAAAUUCUGUGUAAUGUUCUUGUAUUGCGGAUGCCUGUGUUACAACACUGUAAUGCCGUUCUUGUCGCAAAGACCCGACGCCGAGCGGAAUGCCACCGUUGGCCCAUUACCGUAUUCCGGAUUCGACAUCAUUUUCGAUCUGCGCUUCCCGCCGAUUUAUGUGUUUGUCUUUUGCUCGCAAUGCUUCUCCAGUUUCGUGAUGAUGAACGUAACCACGACGGUGUGUUGCCUGGCUGCCAUGUUCGUGGCUCACGCAUGCGGCCAAAUCAAGAUCGUGAUGACGCGAAUGGAAAGUCUCGUGCAAGGUGUGCAAAACGAUCCCAAAAAUUCCGGUCAUCGCAUGGCGGUCAUUGUGAAGCACCAUGUGCACGCGUUGAGAUAUUGCAGAUUUUCGGCCAACAUUGAGGACAUCUUAAGUGAAAUAUGUCUGGUAGAAAUUGUGGGAUCGACGUUGAUAAUAUGUUUACUGGAAUAUUACUGCCUCACGGAAUGGGAAAACAGUGACAGCAUUGCCAUUCUGACAUAUUUUUUUCUAUUGAUGUCAUUCGUCUUCAAUAUAUUCAUGUUUUGUUACAUUGGUGAACUACUGACGGACCAGUGCAGCAAAGUGGGAUACACUUCGUACAAAAUCGAAUGGUAUCACUUACCGGGAAAAAUUUCACUUGAUCUCACGUUGAUGAUCAGCAUGUCUCACCAUCCGAUGAAAAUUACCGCCGGGAAAUUGAUCAGCCUCUCGUUCUCUAGUUUUGGUAAAGUAAGUGCUAUUCAGUAUUCCUUUGAAGACAGAAAUACAUGUUGAAAAAUGUCACAUAUGUCGUUGUCCUUUCGUUGCGGUUCAUAGGUUCUGAAAACUUCGGUCGCGUAUUUAAACUUGCUGCGAACUAUUGUUUGAUGCACGCGAAAGACACGUCUUGAUGCUUCUUCCAUGGUAACCAUGAAAAAAUUAACAUUCAGCGUAUCCUCUUUGCUGAAGCUUCACGCUGAAUCAAUCACUCUCAAAAUAAAAAUGUAUACGAAUUCAAUAAAUCAUUGUGUGCACAAAUCGUACCAAACGAGCCGGCAUAGUUAUAUUUGAAUUUACUCGCAUCUUUACCUCGGCAAGUAUAAUAAUCUCCAGGUAACGUCAACGUUACAGAUUAUACAAUAUUGUCCGCAAGUUCCAGCUACAAGAUUUGCACUGGAACUAUAAAUCUUAUCCAUUCAACAAUCUAUUUGGAACAUUUGAAAAGUGACGAAAACUCUAGUUCGCUUGUGAUUCACGUACUCUAAACAAUGUUUAUUAAUAAACGUACA
Messenger RNA from Dinoponera quadriceps, 1724 nucleotides. Its product is annotated as putative odorant receptor 92a. The transcript is spliced from 4 exons. NCBI's taxonomy places the organism in Eukaryota, Metazoa, Arthropoda, Insecta, Hymenoptera, Formicidae. The coding region runs from base 1 to 1230 and encodes 409 amino acids. Gene Ontology annotation, biological process: sensory perception of smell; detection of chemical stimulus involved in sensory perception of smell. Gene Ontology annotation, molecular function: odorant binding; olfactory receptor activity. Gene Ontology annotation, cellular component: plasma membrane. The record is from RefSeq and is a predicted model, not a curated record.